AUUUUAAACACGCAGGCUUUUUUGUUGCUGCUGUUCUGCUUCGUUUUUCCCUGGAGAAGCCUGCAUGACAUCGCCUCUUCCCUUUGGAAGCAAGGGAAACGGUGGGAUUGAUUUGGAUCUAUGGAGCUCUCGCUGUAAUUGGGAGAUCUGCCCAAAAUGUGGUCCGUGUGGUGCGCCGGGGAGGAGAAGCGAGUGGGCACGCGCACCGUGGUGGUUGGGCACCGGCCGGUCUCGGAAGCGGACGCCUACGUGGCACAGAAGUUCUGCGACAACAGGAUCGUCUCAUCCAAGUACACGAUCUGGAACUUCCUUCCGAAAAACCUCUUUGAACAGUUCAGAAGAAUUGCCAACUUCUACUUCCUCAUCAUCUUCCUUGUGCAAGUCAUAGUGGACACCCCAACCAGUCCGGUGACCAGUGGGCUUCCCCUCUUCUUCGUGAUCACUGUCACAGCCAUCAAGCAGGGAUAUGAGGACUGGCUGAGGCACAGAGCUGACAACGAAGUAAACAAAAGCAACGUCUUCAUCAUUGAAAAAGCAAAGCAAGUGCAGAAAGAGAGUGAAAAAAUCAAGGUUGGAGACAUAGUGGAGGUGAAUGCGGAYGAGACCUUCCCCUGUGACUUGAUAUUUUUGGCCUCAAGUAGCGUUGAUGGGACCUGCUACGUCACUACAGCCAGCCUUGAUGGCGAGUCGAAUUUCAAGACUCACUACGCGGUGCGGGACACGGCCGUGCUCUGCACGGAUGAAGCCAUAGACACCCUCACUGCCACCAUCGAGUGCGAGCAGCCGCAGCCGGACCUCUACAAGUUUGUUGGAAGAAUUAUUAUCUACAGAAGCAAUCAGGAGCCUGUGGCCAGAUCUUUGGGUCCUGAAAACCUGCUGCUGAAAGGUGCUACCCUCAAAAAUACCAAGAAGAUUUACGGAGUUGCAGUCUAUACUGGAAUGGAAACGAAAAUGGCUUUGAACUACCAAGGGAAAUCUCAGAAACGCUCUGCUGUAGAAAAAUCUAUCAACGCUUUCUUGAUAGUGUAUUUAUGCAUCCUGCUGAGCAAAGCCACAGUGUGCACAACACUGAAAUAUGUCUGGCAGAGUAAUCCGUUUAAUGAUGAGCCUUGGUACAAUGAAAAGACGAAGAAAGAGAGGGAGACGUUCAAGGUUUUGAGGAUGUUCACAGACUUCUUGUCGUUCAUGGUCCUGUUCAAUUUUAUUAUCCCUGUCUCCAUGUACGUUACCGUAGAGAUGCAGAAGUUCUUGGGCUCCUUCUUCAUCUCGUGGGAUAAGGAGAUGUACGACGAAGAAAUAAAAGAAGGCGCGCUGGUGAACACCUCUGACCUCAAUGAGGAGCUCGGGCAGGUGGAAUACGUGUUCACCGACAAAACGGGAACCCUGACGGAGAACAGCAUGGAGUUCAUUGAGUGCUGCAUAGAUGGGCACAAGUACAAAGACUGCGUCUCAGAGGUCGAUGGCUUCUCCCAGACUGAUGGACCCCUAAAAUACUAUGGCAGAGCAGAGAAGUGUCGAGAAGAGCUGUUCCUGCGUGCCUUGUGCCUGUGCCACACUGUUCGCAUCAAAGAGGGAGACCAGGUGGAUGGGCUCAUCGGACAGCCGGAGCACAAAUGUACCUACAUCUCUUCUUCCCCGGAUGAAAUUGCUUUGGUGAAGGGAGCAAAAAAGUAUGGUUUCACUUUUCUAGGACUUGAAAAUGACUUCAUGAAAAUACAAAACCAAAAGAACGAAACUGAAAUGUACCAGCUUCUCCACGUAUUGAACUUUGAUCCCRUCCGUCGUCGCAUGAGCGUCAUCGUGAGAACCACCACAGGAAAGUUGCUCCUCUUCUGUAAAGGAGCAGACUCUUCUAUUUUUCCAAGGGUGCAACAAGAAGAAAUCCAGCAAACUAAAGUCCACGUAGACCGCAAUGCUAUGGAUGGCUAUCGAACACUGUGUGUGGCAUUCAAAGAGCUAACUCAAAAGGAGUAUGACAAAAUUGACAGGCAGCUUAAUGAAGCGAAAAUGGCUCUGCAGGACAGAGAAGAAAAGAUGGCAAAGGUUUUUGAAGACACAGAAGCCGACAUGCACUUGAUUGGGGCUACUGCUGUAGAAGACAGGCUGCAGGAGGAGUCAGCAGAGACGAUCGAAGCUCUGCACGCGGCUGGCAUGAAGGUGUGGGUGCUGACGGGGGACAAGAUGGAAACGGCCAAAUCCACGUGCUACGCYUGCAGGCUCUUCCAGACCAGCACCGAGCUGCUGGAACUCACGGCACGGACCGUGGGCGAGGGUGAGAGGAAGGAGGAUCGACUCCAUGAGCUCCUCAUGGAAUAUCACAAAAAGCUGAUUCAAGAUGCUCCCAAAAAUCGGGGAGGCCUGAAGAGAAGCUGGACGUUCAGCCAGGAAUAUGGCUUGAUUAUCGAUGGCUCAACGCUGUCACUAAUACUCAAUCCUUCUCAGGAUUUCAGUUCUAGUAACUACAAAAACAUAUUUCUGCAAAUCUGCUUGAAGUGCACUGCAGUCCUUUGCUGUCGGAUGGCUCCUUUGCAGAAAGCACAGAUUGUAAGAAUGGUGAAGAACACAAAAGGGAGUCCGAUAACACUAUCCAUAGGCGAUGGGGCGAAUGAUGUCAGUAUGAUUUUGGAAGCGCAUGUUGGAAUAGGUAUAAAAGGCAAAGAAGGACGCCAGGCUUCAAGAAAUAGUGAUUAUGCUGUUCCAAAGUUCAAACACUUAAGAAAAUUGCUACUAGCACAUGGGCAUUUAUAUUAUGUGAGAAUAGCACACCUUGUACAGUAUUUCUUCUAUAAGAACCUUUGCUUCAUAUUACCGCAAUUUUUAUACCAGUUCUUCUGUGGAUUCUCACAGCAGCCGCUGUACGAUGCUGCUUACCUUACGAUGUACAACAUCUGCUUCACGUCGCUCCCCAUCCUGGCGUACAGCCUCCUGGAGCAGCACAUCAGCAUCGACACCCUGACCUCAGAUCCGCAGCUGUACAUGAAAGUUUCCGACAACGCCAUGUUACAGUGGAAGCCUUUUUUAUACUGGACCUUUCUGGGCGCCUUUGAAGGACUUGUGUUUUUCUUUGGAGUUUAUUUUCUUUUUCAAAAUUCAUCAUUGGAAGAUAACGGAAAGGUUUUCGGAAAUUGGACCUUCGGGACUAUUGUUUUCACCGUGUUGGUGUUCACUGUCACGCUGAAGCUAGCGUUAGAUACGCGGUUCUGGACGUGGAUGAACCACUUUGUGAUCUGGGGCUCCCUGGCUUUCUACGUGUUUUUCUCGUUCUUCUGGGGAGGUGUCAUCUGGCCUUUCUUGAAGCAGCAAAGAAUGUAUUUUGUAUUCGCCCAUAUGCUGACUUCUGUUUCCACGUGGCUGGCAAUAAUUCUCCUGAUCUUUAUCAGCCUUUUCCCAGAAAUUCUUCUAAUAGUUUUAAAAAAUAUAAAAAAGAAAAAGCAUCAGACUGGCCCCUUUGAUCUGCCUAUGUUAAUGUCAUACAAACGCAUAGAAAAUGGUUAUGUGAAGACUGAAGAUGCUGUUACUAACUUGGCAGAAAGAUAUCCUCUCAGGAUACUCUAAAUGCUCCGUACAAACGCUGCAUUUGGUCCUGCUGUAGGGAAAGAAAAACCCAAAACCCACCUGUCUUUAACCUAACGGUUCUYGUUAAAAUUAACAAGAAUUGUAAGCAGCCGUGCUGAUGAAGCAGUAGCCAGGGCGCUGGCUCCAGAACCCAUUUGUCUUUGGUCUUGUUGCUCCCACGCCCACUCCCAAAGUAUCUUCUAAAUCGAAAGUAAUCGGAGGCUGAGGAAGCAUCUUUGGAAAUUCCGUAAAAACRAAACGCAAAAGCAGAAAAGCAGCAGCAUCCUGCUGAGCACCAUGGCUCUGUGGCUGCCCAGGAGCUAUUUGGUGCCGAAGCCUCUUGCUUUGCCCAACCAAAGAAGCCGCGUGGACUUUAGAGGCUGCUCUGGUCCCAUCCAGCUGCCCGAGGGCUCCGUGGGAAGAGCUGGGUCCRACAUGGGAGCGCACGCAGUGCUGGGUCUGCGUCUGGCUCCACACGCAGCUGCAACGUCUGGYUCUGGGAUGGGAUGGAUGGGGACGGCCUGGAGAUGCCCUCAGCAAUGGGGAUGUGCGGUGGUCCUUGAGGAGCAGUGCGUCAAUGGGCCCUUCCUGGAGGAAAGGGAAGAAGUGGUGGUUUUCCCUCRUUUCCCAGUGCUGCUCUCCGGACACGGGCUGUGCCUGGCCCCAUGCAGGCUGUAGACUGCAUCCGCAGUUAUUUGCACUAAGAAAAAAUAGUCAUAUGAAAAUAAAAGGCAUACGUUAGUCUGAGCUCAUUGAUUUUAUACUUUACUUGGUUUUUAAAUUGGCAUGUCCUUUUUAAAUCCACCUUUACUAAGACUUGUUUCUUUUUGGGUUGUAAAUAUCACAUGCGCGUAGCAGAGAUGUGGGAUGCCUGAACCUCUGCKCUCUCUAAUGCUUCAGAGGGGAAAAAUGCAGCUGUUAACAUUGUUUUGAAUCCUAAAGGGUCACGGGAGCAGCUUGUGCGCCGCUGUCACRCGAUGUGAAGGCUUGUCCUCGUGCUGACUUCCCGUUGCCUUGUUUGGUACCAUCUGCAUGGCAGGAGCUGCUGUGAUGAGCAACCACGUCCAGCUCUGGAGGGACACCAAGCUUCGUGCCGCGGUCAGAUCUGGCUCCAUUGGGUUCCUCCUCGGCUCCAUUUCAUUUCUGCAUGGAGCAACAGCAAACUGGGACUAGGCAGAGCAUCCCCUUCACCUGGCUGUGUGGCGGAUGGACGUGGGGACUGGUCCUGCACGCCCUGCACUGCGUCCCUGUGGCAGUGGCCACAGCUCAACUCCUUGCUGCAUGCGAGCUGGGAGCUUCCAGCAUGUCCCCCAGGCAGAGCUCCUGCCGCUUCCUUCUCUAGCUCCUCCGUGGACCUGGAAUCCACCCUGCAGCCCUUGGCCAACUCUUGGCAAUUUAUUCCUAAACUGUGGUGCCUACAGACAAAGCGUGCGAUGAACGCAAGAAGACGCGCUCUCUAUGCCAAAUCUAACCUUUCUCCUUAAAUACGCACUUGCUCUCUUCUGUUUACAURACCUUCAAAAAGUGGGCACUGAAAGGCGUAAUUCCUGUGAUUCAAAACCAUUCCAAGCCCAGAUCGUCCCAAGUCUGGCAACCUGCUCCUCGAUUCGCUCUGCGUUGCGUUCCACGUCGAGGGACAACCUCUCCUCCCGUGGUUUUGUCGAUGAUGUUCCGUGUGGGGAGCAGGAUGAAGCUUGCAACGUUUUGCUAUGUAUGAAGUGUCCUCCUAAAGGUGCUCACACGGGCUAAACUGUGCAGCCCGGCGCAAGAYGAGCCUCCUGCAAGCCACGUCUCCUCCUUCCCGUUUGCGAGCAUGCAGUAUCACCRUGGAGCUGAACCGUUUGCUAUAGCUGUGUCUUCAAACCCAAGGCCUGUGCAAGCUGCUGAAACGUGGGCUGAGGUGAACGUGAAGUGUCUCGAAUGCCAGCUCUUUUUGGAAACGCACGUUUCCUUGCGUUUGGCGCUCCAGCUAUUUCAGUGGCACCAGGACAGCCCCGUUGUCCUCCUUCGGAAGCAGCAGAAGGGAAGUUUCUGGUGCUGCAGAUGCUCUGUGAAACGCAAGGAAACAGGAGACCAAGUCUGGAGUUGGAGGAGGACAGGAAAAGCGRUGAUAGUGGCUGUAAAAUAUCCAUAAGGAUGAGAUGGUGACGGUGAUUUGACAGUAAUGCUGUGAUUGUUCCUAUAAAAGACAAUACAAGCUGCGCUGUUGCAGUGCUCUUCAGGGAGCUAACAGGUCAGUACAGGCUUAUCGGUGGAAAAACUUGAAGGAAAAAGGCUAGGGCUUUUGCUAAUAACUCAUUGAAGUUUAAUCACUGGUUAGUGACUCAAAGAUAAAAAAAGUUAAUUACAAUUCCCCCUAAAAGUUUUUUUAAUAGCAAAACUUGAUGUAGGCAUAGCUACUUUUCAAAAGAAAGAGGAAAAACUAAUCUUCAUUAUUUUGAGAAUGUUAUAAAUUACUUGGGAUUGUGUAAAAGCUUAAAUUGAAUUUGUAUACACACUGACAGUUGAAARCUGCACCUAAUACUGCUCUAUUCAUCCAAUUUCCCAGCCGUGGAUUUUUUUUAAAACACCAUGUAGUAUAUA
Messenger RNA from Nothoprocta perdicaria, 6138 nucleotides. It is a transcript of the gene ATP11C, whose product is annotated as ATPase phospholipid transporting 11C. The record is from RefSeq and is a predicted model, not a curated record. Gene Ontology annotation, cellular component: recycling endosome; plasma membrane; endoplasmic reticulum. NCBI's taxonomy places the organism in Eukaryota, Metazoa, Chordata, Aves, Tinamiformes, Tinamidae. The coding region runs from base 157 to 3555 and encodes 1132 amino acids. The transcript has 29 exons. Gene Ontology annotation, molecular function: ATP hydrolysis activity; magnesium ion binding; ATPase-coupled intramembrane lipid carrier activity. Gene Ontology annotation, biological process: phospholipid translocation.